GGAGUAUUAAGAUAUAUUUAGGAAAUCUUUUGGGAAUAUCAUAUAUUUAGGAGAAUAUUGUUUUGAUGGGAUAUUCAUUGUUCCCUAUUUUCUAACUUUCCUAGUUUAUCUAGAAUUAAGAUUCUUGAGAGCCGUGUAUUAUAUAUAGACAAUAUAGUAAGGCAAGCCAAAGUUCACCUCUUUACAAAUUUACUAUUUUUACUAGAUAAUUCAUGUUUAUCAUGAAGAAAACUUAUAUUUUCUCGUUAUUUUUCUUUAUUUGGCCUUUGGUGUUUUUUUUUUUUUUUUUUUUUUUUGUAAGUUUCUCUGUUUUGGUUUGGGGCAUAGCCAAACAAAAAAAUGGUUCUUUUCACUUGAAACAAUCCCUACCACCACAAAACUCCCCACCACCACCUUCACAAAUCACGACAUCACCUGCUCCGCAGCUCGCCACCCCACUUCCCGUGAACAUUCAAUUAAUUCCCGCAAUUGGGUAAAGCAUAAACAAACAACUUAAUGGAAGAAAGUUCUAAUCAAACUGGGAAUUUCCAUCAUUUUGAGAAUUUGUUUUAUGAGGAAGGUGAGAAUGAGGAGGAUGCCGUAGCGGUGGCGGAAUCCGAGGAGGAGGCGGAAGCGGAGGCGGAGGCGGAGGCCGAGGCGUGUGAGGGUCAGACUACUGUCGUAGAUGAUGAAACUGAUUGUAGGAAUAAUGGGUUUAGUAGUGUAGUUCCUCCGCCAUCAGUUGGCAUGGUAUUUCCCACUUGGAAAGAUGUUGAUGUGUACUAUAAACGAUACGGGAGGCAGGAAGGGUUUCGUGUUGUUGGUUCCUCCGGUGCUUACAAGCAACAAGGAGGACAGACGACUAGAGAGAGGAGGAAUUAUAGUUGGAAGUGUGAGUGUAAUGGUAAGGUUGAUCGUAGGCGGAGGGUUAAUGGUAAAAGAAUCCUCGUAGGGGAGGAUGCUAUUCACUUCGCCUCUAGGAAGUCGAAGAAAUGUGACUGCCCGGCUAUGAUGUAUGCUACUGUGAGUAAGGAGGGGGAGUGGGAAAUUAAGAAGGCUGUGGUUGAGCAUAACCACAGUCUAUAACCCUGCCAAGAUGAUGAAUUGCCAAAACAUGUGGAAAAUAAGCCUUUGAUUGACCAUGCUUUGGGGGUGAACAUACCCCAAAUUCAUAGUAGCUUGGGUAUAAAUGGGCUUGAGAACAUGGCAAGUACGCAUAUGGAUUUUUGUAAUGUCAUCGAUCAAGAGAGGAGAUUGAAGUUAAGGGAUGGUGAUGCAAAUGCCAUGUUGAAAUUUUUCAGUAUAAUGGCUGCGGAUAACCAGAAUUUUUUUUCAUAUGUAUAGGCUUGAUCAAUUUGGUGUGUUGAAGGAUGUUAUGUGGGUUGAUGCACGAAGUAGGGUAGCUUAUGAGGAGUUUGGCGAUGUUGUCUGGUUUGAUUCAACAUAUCUCACCAAUGAGUACGAGUUGCCAUUUGUGACUUUCAUCGGUGUUAAUCAUCAUGGACAAUCUAUAUUGCUUGGUUGUGCAUUGAUAUCUAAUGGAAAUGUGGAGACGCUUCAGUGGUUAUUCAGUACAUGGUUAUUAUGUAUGGGUGGGAAAGCCCCUAAUGGUAUCUUGACUGACCAAGAUGUUGCAAUGAGGAAGGCCCUCUCAGUGGUAAUGCCACAAUCUCAACAUCGUUGGUGUUUGUGGCACAUACUCAAGAGGUUCACUGAGAAUCUAGGAACUUAUAUAAGGUAUAAAGAUUUUAAGGAGGUUUUACAUAAUGCUAUAUAUGAUAGUUUGACGCCUGAAGAAUUUGAGGGUAGUUGGAGUUCUGCAGUGAAGGAUUUUGGACUCGAAAGCAAUGAUUGGCUUGCUGGAUUGUUUAAAGAGAGGGAAAUGUGGGUACCAGCCUAUAUGAAACAAUUUUUUUGGGCUGGCAUGAAAAUAACUCAACGCAUUGGAAGUGUUAACAGUUUCUUUGAUGGGGUACUUGCAAAAGCACACCCGAUUGUUUGAGUUUGCACCACAAUAUUGUGAAGUUAUGGAAUCAAGGGUGAAUGAUGAAAGUGAAGAUGAUGCAAACACCAGUCGCUAUGUAAGGCAAAUUAUUACUAAGUUUCCUGUUGAAGGUGUGUUCCAAAAAUUGUACACAGAUGCAAAGUUCAAGGAAGUCCAAUUAGAGUGUACAAGGGUGUUAUAUAUUAAUGGUGUAGAAAAGAAGGUUGUAUCAGACCAUGUUGUGGAGUACACACUAGAAGAUAGAGUUUGGGUGCUAUGCCUGUCCACGAGGAAGGAAAUUCCUACCAAGAAGCGGUGUACUUACAAGGUUGUGUUCAAUCUCGAAUGUAAUAAAGCUUGGUGUGACUGCAAACUCUUUGAAUGCCAUGGAAUAAUGUGUAGGCAUCUCAUUAAGGUUUUUGACAUCUAUGAUAUAACUGAGGUCCCUGAGAUGUACAUUUUGAGGUGAUGGAGAAAGGACUACAAAGGAGGCAUACUCAAGUAAAAGUUGCUUAUCACAAUCCUUGUAAAACCAAAGAGGUGCAAAGGUAUGAUAGAAUGAUGGCCGCCUUUGAAUCCAUUUGUCUAAAAGCAUCUGCAUCUGAGAACAACCUAAAUAUUGCUAUGGAGUUGAUCCAAUUGAUGGACAUCCGUUUAGAUGAGAUCAAUGUCAUGGCAGGAAGGACCCAAAAUGGUGAUUCACUGACCCGAACUCCAUCAUGUGUGGGAAAUAAUAGGUUUUCAAACAUUAAAAAUGCAGCUUCUGGAAGUAAAGGUUUUGAAAGUUGCACCAAACGGAAGGAGGUGUCACCCCCUACUGAACAAGAGAGCUAUACCCAGGAUCUUUCAUCAAGUAGUACACAACAUGUCAAGAAUCCAGUAGCUUGGAAGAAAGCAAAUAACACUUGUGAGGUUUCCGCAAACUUGCAGCCAUCAACUGAUAUGGCUAUGGUAGACCAGCCACUCAUUGGCAAGCUUAUCCCCAAUCUGUUCAUGGAUAGUAGACAGGUGGGUUCAACCUAUCACAAUACGGUUGGAGGUGAAGCCAACCUAAUCUUCAGGAAUGCUAUGUAGAUUAAAGGAACUGAGUUACUUCACAAGGAGUAAAGAACUUUUUGGGAUUAGUCAGGGUUCGAUUUCCCAUUGUAACCAUUACUGUGGUUGUGUAUAAUGUGUCUGAUGGUUUUGAUAAGGCUAAUGAGGCUUUGGUAAUGUAUAUUUAGGGCUGUUUGUAUGCUUAUGUCUGUAGUUGCUGUAGUGUGCCUUGGGCGUAUGGUAGUGUUGGUAACACUUUUUGUCCAGAGUACUAGUGAGUUAAGUGGAGCACAGUAAUAUAGUACACCUUAGUGUCAAAAGAAUGGGCCAAAUACCAGCAUAAAUUAAGUGGAUCAAAUGGCAAAAUUAGACAUCAUGUAAUAUCAAGGUGGCCCUUGGAAUGUACGGGAAUUUGGGUGUAACCGCUGUUGCUUUACUACCAACUGGUGUUUAUGUCAACA
This is a messenger RNA of Chenopodium quinoa (quinoa), 3459 nucleotides long. RefSeq lists its product as uncharacterized. The transcript has 5 exons. NCBI's taxonomy places the organism in Eukaryota, Viridiplantae, Streptophyta, Magnoliopsida, Caryophyllales, Amaranthaceae. Bases 2432 to 3037 code for a protein of 201 amino acids. The record is from RefSeq and is a predicted model, not a curated record.